CUGCUCUUACUGCUAUUUGCCUCUGCUCGACUGUGGCUAGCGAGUGACUCUAGCCUGUGAAUGGCCCACACAGCAAAUACUUGUGUGCUUUGUGUAGAGUUUAAUAUCGAAACUUCAAGGUACAAAGCGGCCUCUUCCUCUUUUAUUAGCAACUGAAAAGAGCCCCGUAUCGCCCGUUGGAUGAGAACAUUGUGCCCGGAAUUAGCGCCACUUAGUAGGCCGUAUUGCCAUUGCUUUGUAGGACUGCUAGCUAGCAAAACUGCUCGUGAAUUUGAGCAACACGGAGCGUCAAGAUGAAGAAGAAGGCUCGGCAGCACCGGGUUGCGGUGCAGAGGCCGCCGUCUCCUAUCAAGCCCUCGCCCAACAAGCAGAUCUUGACCUAUGCCCAGGCGCAGCGCAUGGUAGAGUUCGAACUCGAUGGCCGCAUCCACCGGCUCAGCAUAUAUGACAAGCUGGACGUGAUCUCGGAUGAUGACCCCAUGGUGCAAGAGAUAAUGGAAUGCACCAGCAAUAAGGAGAAUGCGGAAAAAUCGAAGCAGCAGGUCCUCCUGAGGUCAGUGAGACUGAAAAACAAGGAGAAGAAGAAUGCCGCACUUGCCAUCGCAGGCCAUGUAGAGGGAGGUGGACACCACGCUGGUAGCCACGCUAGCCCAAAACUUCCAGAGCCUAAAUUCCGAACUGUAGAAUAUAAUCUUCCAGCUGUUCCUAAACGCCCAUCUGCCUUUUAUAAAUAUAUAGAUAAGACGGAGGAAGAACUAGAUGAGGAAACAGAGUAUGACAUGGAUGAAGAAGAUUACGCCUGGCUGGAUUUGGUCAAUGAAAAACGACGAAGCGAAGGGGUUAGUCAGGUGUCUCACAAUGUUUUUGAGUUCCUUAUUGAUCGCUUUGAGAAAGAAUUGUACCUGGAGAGUCUGGACAAAGGGAGCGAAAGGCAAGCUCCUAUCGAUGAUGAUGCUGUCUGCUGCAUCUGCAUGGACGGAGAGUGUCACAACAGCAACGCGAUCCUGUUUUGUGACAUGUGCAACGUGGCCGUACACCAAGAGUGUUACGGAGUGCCCUACAUUCCCGAGGGUCAGUGGCACUGCAGACACUGCCUUCAGUUGCCGACUCAGCCAGCAGAGUGCAUCCUUUGCCCUAAUAAGGGCGGAGCAGUAAAAAAGACUGAUGAUGACCGCUGGGGCCAUGUAGUCUGUGCCCUCUGGGUCCCAGAGGUGGGCUUCUCCAAUACCACCUUCAUUGAGCCCAUCGACGGCAUCAGCCACAUUCCUCCGGCGCGCUGGAAGCUCACCUGCUACCUCUGCAAGGAGAAAGGGGUCGGCGCUUGCAUCCAGUGUCACAAAGCCAACUGUUACACUGCCUUCCAUGUCAGCUGUGCCCAAAAGGCUGGUCUAUUCAUGAAGAUGGAGCCGAUCAAAGAGGUGACAGAAACAGGAGAGCCCACCUUCUCUGUGAAAAAGACGGCCUACUGUGGCGCCCACACACCUAACGGGUGCGUGAGGAGACCUCUUGCCAUGUAUGAUGAAGCCAAACUCAGAAAUGGACUUUGUAAGAAAGGGGACAAGGGCAAAGGACAGUCCAAAGGAAAACAGAAACGGAAGAGUAAGAGCAAGAAGCCCGAGCCUGAUGUGGAAAGUGAAGCUGUACCGCCUGCUACUGUGCCUACUUUUCCUGCUCACAGGUUACAAACCAUUCUGAAUCAAGUAUCAAUACAGAAGAAGAAAGUCUUUGUAGAGCUGGUCCUCAGUUACUGGAGACUGAAAAGGCAGUCCAGGAAUGGGUUGCCCCUCAUCAGACGCCUUCAGACAAGACUGCAGUCACAGAAGAAUGUGCAACCGGUUUGUUCCUCUAGGCAGAGUGAAGAGGAAAGCAGGGCACUUAAGGAACAGCUGAAGGAAUGGCACCGCCUCCGACAUGACCUAGAGAGAGCCAGACUGCUGCUGGAACUAAUUCGCAAGAGGGAGAAGCUCAAGCGGGAAGAGAUUAAACUGCAGGAGACGCUUCUAGAGAUGCAGUUAACACCCUUUAGCAUUUUGCUCAGGGCCCUCUUGGACCAGCUCCAGGCAAAAGAUCAGGCCAGGAUCUUCACCCAGCCUGUCGAUGUCACUGAGGUGCCUGAUUAUCUCGACCACAUCAAACACCCGAUGGACUUUUCCACCAUGCGGAAACGCAUCGAUGCCCAAGGCUACAACAACUUUGAUCAAUUUGAGUAUGACUUUAACCUCAUUAUUGAAAAUUGUAUGAAAUAUAACUCAAAGGACACCUACUUCUAUCGGGCUGCUGUGCGACUCCGAGACCAGGGUGGGGCCUUGCUCAGAAAGGCCCGUCGAGAUGCAGAGAAAAUCGGCUUUGACACGGAGAGCGGCAUGCAUUUUGCAGAUGCUCCGGAAGUCAAAGCACCACCAUCAUUUUCUUGGGAGGAUGUGGACCGUUUACUAGUACCAGCUAAUCGGGAGCAGCUGCCUCUGGACAAGCAGCUGCAGCAGCUACUUGAGAAGUUUGAUCUCACCUGUGCCAUGAAGUCCAGCCCUUCCCGCAGCAAGCGGCUCAAGUUGCUGAAAAAGACCAUCAAUGAUGUGCGCAACGAAAUGAGCCUGAAGAGAGUUCUACCCUCUCACCACCACUGUUCUUCCUCAUCAUCUCCAACAACUUCAGCAACAUCUUCAACAGCUCUCUCCCUCCCAGAGCUGGUUACAGCUAAGGAAGAAAGGCUGAAGCCCAAUGGGCACUUCUCCGAGGAUGACGGAGAUAAGUCUCUUCCUCCAAAACUGGAGCCAUCGGAUACCAUUCCUCCCCUCAUCCACUCAGACACAGAUCCCGAACCCCCCACCCUAAAACCAAUAGAUGCCGCCCCUGACUGUGAAGACAAGGUUCACGGCAAGCGAGCCAAGCUGGAUGGGGAAAUACCAGACCUGCUCUCCUCUCCCGCAUGCCUCAAUGGCCACGCACACAACAGCCUCCAGGACCCUUUGUUAGAAGGUGAUGUGAGCGUGGUGGCAACGUCGACCCUCGCAGAGCCCACAGGCGCGGUUAACCGCAGAACCGCCGUUCUCUUCCGCAAGUCGAAGGCAGCCAGCCCGCAGAAGCUACCCAGGAGCGGAGACGAAGAGUCCGACAGGACUGACGGAAAAGAGGGCGAGGAGGAGCAAGAUGAAGAUGACGCACAGCUAGGUUCCAAGUCCUUCCUGUCAGUGGUCAUACCCAGGCUGGAGACUCUGCUUCAUGGCAAGAAGAGGAAGCACAGCGGCAGCAGGGAUGCAGAGGAGGAGGGAGGAGAGGAAGAGCGUGAAGAGUCGGGCGAGUCUCCAGUUAAACGACUCGACACUGGCCUGCCAAGUGGUGCUCUUCAGGUCGAGGAGCAGAAAAAAGUAGAAGAAACCAGCAGAACUAGUAGACCUGUGGAGCCUCGAAGACGCUGCGCCUCUGAGUCAUCCAUAUCCUCAUGUAGCAGUCUGCAGGGAAACACCAGCACCAUUCUCAGUCUUCCAAAAUGUGGGAAGGGAAAACCCGCCUUAGUCCGGAGAAACACUGUGGAUGACAAGAGCGAAUUAAUCGCCUGCAUCGAAACUGGGAAUUUUGCAAAAGCUGCACGAAUCGCUGCUGAGGUUGGCAACAGCAAUAUUUGGAUGCCUGCUAGUGCUGCAACUGUUGCAUUGGAACCCCUAAAGCUAGUUUGGGCCAAAUGUAGUGGAUACCCUUCCUACCCUGCCUUGAUCAUCGACCCCCACAUGCCACGUGUGGGCUGCCAGCACAAUGGGGUCUCCAUCCCCAUGCCCCCCCUGGACGUGCUGCGCAUUGGAGAACAGAUGCAGUACAAAGCAGAAGAGAAACUCUACCUCGUCCUCUUCUUCGACAACAAGCGCAGUUGGCAAUGGCUUCCUAGAUCCAAGAUGGUUCCUCUGGGGAUAGACAAGACCAUAGACAAGAUUAAAAUGAUGGAAGGACGCACAUCCAGCAUCCGUAAGGCUGUCCAGAUCGCCUUCAGCCGUGCCAUGAACCACCUGAGCAUAGUGCAGGACGAGCCAGUCAGCGACCUCAGCGACGUAGACUGACUCUGACUCUCUGCCACACACACAGAUUUGUACCUCUCCUGUACCAAAUAGCUUGUGACUACCCUCACCCUCACACCCAUCCCGGACCCCCUCUGUCUCUGCAGGAGACUGAAAUGUUUACUGGGCACCUGCUGUAACAGGUGGUGUCUCUUCCUUAUCCAUUCCUGUCUGUACACACUCCUACCACGUCCCGACGGGAUACGGCUGCUGCUGAAAUGAAUGUGUCGAUCUCUCCUCACCACCUCCAGGCUUAGAGACUGCUAUUUUUGUCAUCCCACCUUGCCUCCCUCACUCUAGUCACCCUUGACUGUCGUUUUAUCAUUUCAAGGCAAAAAAAAAAAAAGUGUCAGUGAUUAAUUUCAUACGUUUUUGGUAGCCUUUUACCAAAUCAGUCUGUGGUGUCAAGACUCGGAGUAAAACGAAAACUGUCACACUGACUUAAACUUUAAACCGUUAAUUUGGCAUCCAGCCACAGUCGUCCUCAUGCUAAAAAAAAAGUGGGCCGCAAAACUUCUCAAGUGGUCAAGAUCGUACAUUUCAUGUUUUCACAGAGGCUUUUCACUGGCAUCAAAUUUGUGGCCAAAGCCUGUGUUGAUGUUAUGGUUAUCUUUACAUUCUCAAGUCAGCUCCAUUUGUAUUGUAAAUGUAAAUACUGUGUACAGUUGGCUGACAUUAACUUAUUUUGUAGGUUUGACAGGAAUCAGUACUGUACAGGUGUUUUCUUAGUAUUUAUACUUGACGCAUUCUUGGCACUAGGGGGAGUGCUGUUUUGCCAGUGCUGUGUGAACAAGAAUUAAAAAAGUAAAACAAACGCAAAAGCCUUUGUAUUAAGGAGAUUAGGGCUAAAUUGUCAUGUUUCUGAAAAGUAUCAACCUAUUCAUUUUUUUUAAGUUAUUGAAGUUUCUAUCGUAAGCUUCCAUUUGGCAUUAAAUCAUUUUGUAUUACAAAUAGUUUUAGUAUAUUUUUGUUCAUAUAUAUACACACAUAUAUAUAUAUCUAUAUUAUAUAUUUAUAUGAUUUGAAUACAUAGUAUACAGUUUGUAAGCCUCUGAAGCUCAUACAGGCAGUGUGUGAUGUUGUGGACACAACAUAUGUUCUCAAGAAACCAAAAGAAGAAAAGAAAAACAAGAAAAUAACAUAAAACAAAAACAUUGCUACCCAGAAGUCUUAGAUUGAUUUCUCUGUGUGAUGUGUUGAAACUGUUGCCAAAAACAAAACAAAAAAGGAGAAAAAAAAGGUGUAUUUCCAUGUGAUACAUUAGACUGUUACUUGGUUUUGCUGUAGUCGUAGGGAGAUGCGCCUGCGUUAACUUAUUGUAAAGUAUUUGCAUUACUUUAUAUUCGAGGAAAGAUGUGCAAGCUGAUUGUGGUAAAGUGGCACAUUUUGUGGUGGAUACUUGCCUUCUUUUUAAGUAACCUUUUUCUAACUUUUUUUUGUAGUUGUAGACUUCCAGAUAUUUUAUUUUAUACUCUUGCCUAUUUUUGUUUCUUUCUUUCUGGGUAGCAUUGGGUAGUUUUGGUAUAUUUCAUUUUGUAUUUAACUGUAGUAGUUUUUUUGUUUGUUUUGUUUUUUUUAAUCAGAUGAUGCAAAAAUAUUGCUGGGACUGUUUUUUUUUUUUUUUGUUGUUGUUUGUUUGUUUUUUGUAGUAAAGCAAAAAAUAAAACAUACAAAUAAGAACUCAUUUAGCCUUUUUUUUUUUUUCUUUUUUUUAGGUAUACUGUCAAGCUAGUGCACAUUUAUUAUUUUCUUUUAAAAGCCUCAUUCAGUAUUUUCUAAUUAAUCUGCAACUGAAAAAAAAUUCUGUUGCUGUACAAAAUUGCAUUCAAGAAGUUUUAUCAAUUUAAUUUUUAUGCAGCUUCUGGAUGUAUAUUAGUACAUACUGUACAGUCAUAUAGGUAAUAAACCUGUUUAAUAAUCUAAAGCUACUCGAACAAGCCUUUUAUUAUGCUCUCUCUAGUAAAAUUAAUUAUUUGUUACACUUAAAGUGCUUGUGAAAAAUGUUGCCCAUCGUGGAUAUGGUUAUUAGAUUGUUGCUAAUACAUCAGUGUGUAAGUGGUGUUUUACUGCUGGUCCACAUGAAGCUCUCAGCUCUCUUGGAGUGCAUUUAUACUGUUAGAUCCAUAAUUUGCUGAAU
This is a messenger RNA of Pelmatolapia mariae (spotted tilapia), 6183 nucleotides long. It is a transcript of the gene brd1a, whose product is annotated as bromodomain containing 1a. Gene Ontology annotation, cellular component: MOZ/MORF histone acetyltransferase complex. Gene Ontology annotation, molecular function: protein binding. NCBI's taxonomy places the organism in Eukaryota, Metazoa, Chordata, Actinopteri, Cichliformes, Cichlidae. The transcript is spliced from 13 exons. Gene Ontology annotation, biological process: regulation of transcription by RNA polymerase II. The coding region runs from base 294 to 4049 and encodes 1251 amino acids. The record is from RefSeq and is a predicted model, not a curated record.